AUGGGUUUAUGUUUUUCUUCUACAAAAGUUGUUAACGGCUCUAACGGAAACACAACGAAUAAUGAUAACCGUAAACGUAAUUCGACGACUUCGACUGAAACCGUUACCGGGACGUCAACGAAGGCGGCGGCGGCGGUGACGGUACAGAAACAUCUGGUGCAGAGCUCUGGUCAGCGGAGGAGAGGAGCGGAUGAAGGCCAGAAGAAAGGUACUCCGAGUCAGCAGACGAAGCCGAAAGAUAAAGUUAAUUCGCGGCAUAUUCCGUGUGGGAAGCGAACGGAUUUUGGUUAUGAGAAGGAUUUUGAUAAGAGGUUUUCGCUUGGGAAAUUGUUGGGACAUGGACAAUUUGGUUAUACUUAUGUUGGAAUUGAUAAAUCUAAUGGAGAUCGUGUUGCUGUUAAGAGACUCGAGAAAGCAAAGAUGGUUCUCCCCAUUGCUGUUGAAGAUGUAAAGAGAGAGGUCAAGAUAUUGAAAGAACUUACAGGCCAUGAAAACGUGGUUCAGUUCUAUAACGCUUUCGAGGAUGAUUCAUAUGUGUACAUAGUUAUGGAGUUAUGCGAGGGGGGAGAACUACUAGACCGGAUAUUGGGCAAGAAGGACAGCCGAUAUACUGAAAAAGAUGCAGCAGUGGUUGUAAGGCAGAUGCUGAAGGUUGCAGCUCAAUGUCAUUUACAUGGUUUAGUACAUCGCGACAUGAAGCCAGAGAAUUUUCUUUUCAAAUCAAAUAGAGAAGAUUCAGCUUUAAAGGCUACUGAUUUUGGUUUGUCUGAUUUCAUAAAACCUGGAAAAAGGUUUCCGGAUAUUGUUGGAAGUGCUUACUACGUUGCACCAGAAGUGUUAAAACGGAAGUCAGGCCCUGAAUCUGAUGUAUGGAGUAUUGGUGUGAUUACAUACAUAUUGCUUUGUGGGAGACGGCCAUUUUGGGAUAAGACUGAGGAUGGUAUCUUCAAGGAGGUCCUACGGAAUAAGCCUGAUUUCCGGCGGAAACCAUGGCCAACCAUAAGUACUCCUGCAAAAGAUUUUGUGAAGAAAUUGUUGGUAAAAGAUCCUCGGGCAAGAUUAACUGCUGCUCAGGCUCUAUCACAUCCAUGGGUUAGAGAAGGCGGAGAGGCAUCCGAGAUUCCGAUUGAUAUAUCUGUCCUAAAUAACAUGCGACAGUUUGUAAAGUAUAGUCGAUUGAAACAAUUUGCAUUGAGGGCAUUGGCCAGCACACUUAACGAAGGUGAGUUUUCUGAUCUAAAAGAUCAGUUUGAUGCAAUAGACGUGGACAAAAAUGGUGCUAUUAGUCUUGAAGAGAUGAGACAGGCUCUUGCUAAAGAUCUCCCAUGGAAGUUGAAAGAUUCCCGGGUAUUAGAGAUAUUGCAAGCGAUAGACAGCAACACAGAUGGACUUGUAGAUUUUACCGAGUUUGUAGCAGCUACAUUACAUGUGCAUCAAUUGGAGGAGCAUGACUCUGAUAAGUGGCAGCAACGGUCACAGGCUGCUUUUGAGAAAUUUGACUUAGAUAAGGAUGGCUAUAUUACUCCAGAGGAACUGAGAAUGGUUGGUGUUUCUCAAUCUCCCUUAACAGUUUUGCAUACUGGUAUGAGAGGCUCCAUUGAUCCUUUGCUUGAGGAAGCCGAUAUUGACAAAGAUGGAAAGAUCAGCUUACCAGAAUUUCGGAGACUUUUAAGAACUGCAAGCAUUGGUUCUCGAAAUAUAAAUAGCCCGUCUCACCGUAACAGAAGGGCCUAG
Lathyrus sativus (Indian pea) is the source of this 1734-nucleotide messenger RNA. The record is from the annotation of a GenBank genome assembly. NCBI's taxonomy places the organism in Eukaryota, Viridiplantae, Streptophyta, Magnoliopsida, Fabales, Fabaceae.